AUGGAGUUCCCACAUGGAGGAGAAUCGAUAUUCUAUCGAUACCAGGCCAUCUUCCUCCGAGAUUGGUUCGGUGACCUCCUAUACUGUACCGGCCCGGACUCGGAGCGCAUCAAGGAUCACUGGGAUAUGAUCAGUAUCGACAUGGAAAAGCAGAAUUAUACCGACAUAGACCAAGCACAAUUCCACCGGGCAACAUUGGGCCAAUUUGAGGACCUAGAAAUGUAUGAGCUGCGCCGAGCCAACAAAGUGGUAUUCACCGGAAUGUUCCUUACCAAACUGGAUGGAGUCACUACUGCUAGGAGGGAGUUCGAGUCGUUUUACAUUCAGUUGAUCCUACGCCAGAUAGACUUUGCUUUCCCAUAUACUUCGGCCCCAGUAACCACCAAUUGCCCAGAUGAGUCAACUCCCGAAGUAAUGGCACGACUUUUCGAUAGAUUCCUCCGAUACCAAGGCGAGGAUGAUAAAUGGGAUGUAUGUGGACGGUCUUAUUUUAUGGGACGAGUUCGUCAUUUCACUUCCCAGGGGCUCCCAAUCGAGUUCUGUCUACCAGCAUUUCCUUGCAAAUCGUCCAAUCGGAAUAAGGUUACGGGCAAAGACCCAGACCGUGGUGAGCAAUUGGCUUUAGAACGCUUACACUUCUUCGCAGAGACUGCUGAGAGGAUAUAUAGUGGAGGCGCAAAAAUCUGGAUUAUUAGCGAUGGCCAUGUCUUCAGCGAUUGCAUUGGCGUUGACGACCAGGACGUGGACUCCUAUGGCCAAAAGCUGAUCGAAAUGAAUAAUAACAUCGGCAAACAACGAGGAAAAGCGGACAGAGUUGGCUUCAAGUCUCUCAUGGAUCUUUUUGAAAUCGCAAGAUAUAAGAGACAAUCGAAACUGGCGCAAAUUGCCAAGCUCGAUAUACCUGAGAUUGAACACAAUGUUGAGACACAGGUUACAAUGGAAGCCGAAUUUUGCCGACGACUCUUAAUGGCUGGGUGCCAAUCCCAAAGAUCCUCACUUCGGGCACGUAUUAACUUGCAGGAUCCCGCGAUUCUGGCUUUAUAUCGUGGGUUCUCACGGUUCAUGCUUGAAGAUCUAGAGCUUCAUCCAUUUACCCAAGCCAUGAGUCGAUCGAAGCAGAAGAAACUUUCUUCAAAGGUCGCAUUUGAGAUGAUUAUGAGAAACCAAGCGUACUCAAAUCUUGUGGAACUUCUGUACCCAAAUCACAUUCGAUUGUCGAUCCAUGCUCACAACAACGCUGGACCUAAGUUCGGAAUCCAGCUUUUCGACCCAGCCACAACCCAGGCAGUUGAAUCGCUUUCGCCGGAUAGCGGCCCGAUGGUGUCUCGGGAUCUACUUCAUAUACCCACCCCAUGGCAUAACUGCGUAGUCAAGGUGGCCGGCGACAAUAUGCUGUACGUAACUAAGUCUAAAGCAGUACGAGAAGCGCUUCUCUCCGGAAUGACAGGUGGACUAGAUGCUCAAAGCAGCACGCCGGGCUCAUUUGGUCCGCUUUAUUUCGCCCUGUACCCCAAUACCCUGGUUAAAUCAGACCAUAGAAUCCAGGAGUUGGCGAAGCAAGAGGAGGUAACUGCUGAGCCCCAGAAACCAGUGGAAUCCCAACAACCCACGAAGACUGAGGAACCGACAGGGCCCAAGCAAGAUACAGAGACCAAGGGACCCGUGGAGCCUCAGCAGGUUAUUGCCCCUGCAAAGGAGGAUACCUCGUUAGAAAAUAACACCUUAGAUCACUGCCCGCCCGAGUCGGCAGCCGAUUCUGCCAUCAUUAUGUGCGAAUCGGAUUACGUUUUCGUGUAAGCAGACCAGAGGGUACUAUCGCAUGCGUAUCGGACGGAACAAGAGAAGAAACGCGGGUUUGAUGGUAUGGACUUAUUCGGUUAUUCUAGUAGGAUUUCGGGGUCUGUAUACCCUAGGAAACUUAGCAAUCUUAGAUUUUGGUUAUCUUGGAAGUGAUAAACUCGACGACGUGAAUAAUGAGACGUCGGACCAACCAACAUUCCGUGGUCUAUCAUGAACCGAUUGAAUGUUUCUGUUUUAACCCCACACAAUCGUAUCUUCCAAUGAGCCAGGGCCAGCUGUCCUGUUACCUAUCCCGUCUGCUUUGUCAGCCCAGCUGAGCUUCGAGACUUGGCGUUCUAGGUAUCAACAUCGUGUUUAUAUCUACGUUUACAUUUCCAAGAAAUCACUGCGCGGAAAAGCGACCUCAAAUUAAUUCAUCGAAAAGCUGAGUUUCCCAAAGGAUGCCUGUCACGACGAGACCGUCCCCUUCUAAGAUGGGGAAGAAUAAGGACUA
Messenger RNA from Hypoxylon trugodes, 2293 nucleotides. Its product is annotated as Pyoverdine/dityrosine biosynthesis protein-domain-containing protein. The record is from RefSeq and is a predicted model, not a curated record. NCBI's taxonomy places the organism in Eukaryota, Fungi, Ascomycota, Sordariomycetes, Xylariales, Hypoxylaceae. The transcript has 5 exons. Bases 1 to 1797 code for a protein of 598 amino acids.